GAAAGUCAUUGGCAAUAUCAUUAAUGAUAGCAGAUAAUUUACUCGUUUUACAAAAUGAGCGAACUAUUAGUGCACAAGAUUGUAAGACAGCUUUUUAAACUGAAGUCUUGCCCUAAACUUUACUCAAGGUUGGCAUCAUCUUCAGUUGAAAAGGGUAGACAGCUUGAAUCCUUGAACACUAAUGGAAAUAAUAUACAUGGAAGUAAAAAAGAUAUUUCAAAAGGCCCGUCUUUGGAACAUUUCAUUGCCAACACAGUGUCACCGUAUGUUCUGGAUAACAAAGUUAAAAAGGAUGAAGCGGCGGUACCGUUCAUUAAAGAUGAUGAUCUUCUUGGACUUGGGAGAAAAGUGUAUUUUGACGUUUAUGGCUGCCAGAUGAAUGUUUCGGACACUGAAAUAGCUUGGGCUGUUCUUCAGGAUAAAGGUUUUGUCAGGACCUCAGAUAUUACACAGGCGGAUGUAGUAAUGGUGAUGACCUGUGCAAUCAGGGAGGGGGCAGAGCACAAAGUGUGGAAAAAGCUUCACUACCUCGCCAAGAUGAAGAGGCGUAAGAUGAGUAGAGGUGUGGGGCCACAAAUGAAAAUUGCCAUUCUAGGUUGCAUGGCUGAACGUUUGAAGACUCAGAUUUUGGAACGGGAACAGUUAGUGGACAUUGUGUGUGGACCGGAUGCCUACAGGGACUUGCCUCGUCUCCUGGCUAUCACUGAAAACCGGCAAGCUGCAGUGAAUGUGUUGCUGUCCCUGGAGGAGACGUAUGCCGAUGUUAUGCCUGUUAGGCUGAACCAGGACUCUGUCACUGCUUAUGUGUCAAUAAUGCGAGGAUGUGACAACAUGUGUGCGUACUGUAUCGUCCCGUUCACCCGUGGAAGGGAACGGAGCCGCCCGAUAGAUUCAAUUUUAGAGGAAGUCCGCAUGCUAUCUGACCAGGGAGUAAAAGAGAUAACUCUACUAGGUCAGAACGUGAACAGUUAUCGAGAUACUUCUGACUCUCAGCACUUCGGUUUACCAGACCUCAGUAUAAAGCCAACGCUGAGUGAUGGUUUCCGCACAGUAUAUCGGGCGCGGUCUGGGGGACGAAGGUUUUCUGAUCUGCUGGAUAAGGUCUCACAAGUUGACCCCGAAAUGAGAAUACGAUUUACAGCGCCACAUCCAAAGGAUUUUCCUGAUGAGGUAAUAGAGUUGAUCAAAGAUCGUCCAACAGUGUGUGGUCAGCUCCACCUGCCAGCCCAGAGUGGCAAUGAUGAUGUUUUGUCAUUCAUGAGGCGUGGCUAUACCGGCCAGGCUUAUCGGCAACUUGUAGACAGGGUCAGGUCUAUAUUGCCUAAUGUGUGCCUGACAAGUGACUUCAUUUGUGGGUUUUGCGGGGAGAGCGAGGCUGCGUUCGAGGACACCUUGGCUCUGGUGAGAGAUGUCCAAUACUCUAUGGUGUUUGCCUACCCGUACAGUAUGAGACAGAAGACGCAUGCUUAUCACAAACUGAUUGACGAUGUUCCUGCAGACAUAAAGCAGGCUCGUGUGGAACAGUUACAACAGGAAUUCCGGCGUGGGGCGGGGGAAAGAAAUAAGAGUUUGCUGGGACACAACCAUCUUGUACUGGUCCAGGGGCCAAGCAAGAAAGGAACGGGCACUCUGUUUGGAAGAAAUGAUGGCGGUCUUGGAGUUAUCUUCCCUGAUACAGAGGUGACAGAUGGACAGACCAUGAGAAAACCAGAACCAGGGGACUACAUCGUUGUCAGGAUAACUAACAGUACAGCCCAGACAUUGCAUGGUGAGGGUGUGGAGAUCAGCUCCAUUCAAAGGUUUAACGGACAGGCUGAUUCACAAUGAUGUUCUGUGUGACAGCCUGGCAAACAGUGAGAGAGGGGAUGAUGUCUGACAGGCAUAAUGUGUCAUAGCAGAUGAUGUCCAGUGUGACAGCCUAGGCAUACAGUGACAGAGCAGAUGAUGUCCAGUGUGACAGCCUAGACAAAAAGUGACGGAGCAGAUGAUGUCCUAUGUGACAGCGUAGGCAUACAGUGACAGAGGAGAUGUUGACCUAUGUGACAGCCUAGGCAUACAGUGACAGAGGAGAUGUUGACCUAUGUGACAGCCUAGGCAUACAAUGACAGAGCAGAUGAUCUAUGAUGCGCCAGCCUAGGCAUAUGGUGACGGAGCAAAUAAUGUCCUUUGUGACAUCCUAAGCAAAUAAUGACAGAGCAGAUUUACCUCCUGGCAGGAAUAUUUUCAACAGGGGAGAUACCUGCAUUAAAGGUUGAAAACAGAUACAUCAGUAACUUAUCUACUUGUACAAAUUUGUUUGCAUCUUGAAAGGCUUGCAAAGUCAUACUGGGUACCAGUUCAUUUUGUCAUAAAGUAAAUUGAUAUGGUGAAGAUUAACUGUCUAAAGUGAACCAUUUGUUACUUAAAAAGUUGUUUUUAAUAAGUGACAGUAAUGUCUUAAAAUGUGUAAAACCAUAAUAUUCUGAGCCUGAAUUUAACUGUUUGAUAGGUUUGAAUUGAUUUGAACUUUUCUGUCAGACGUGUGUUUUAAUUUGUUUGAUAUGUGUUGAUGAUUGUAUCUUUAGUAUUCAUUGUUCUAUUUGAUAACUUCUCGAUACUCAGUUGCUGUUGCCCCAUUGCCAAAAUAAACAAUGAAAACAAA
Messenger RNA from Mya arenaria, 2641 nucleotides. Its product is annotated as mitochondrial tRNA methylthiotransferase CDK5RAP1-like. The transcript has 13 exons. NCBI's taxonomy places the organism in Eukaryota, Metazoa, Mollusca, Bivalvia, Myida, Myidae. Gene Ontology annotation, biological process: negative regulation of cyclin-dependent protein serine/threonine kinase activity; tRNA modification. Bases 55 to 1827 code for a protein of 590 amino acids. Gene Ontology annotation, cellular component: cytosol; mitochondrion. Gene Ontology annotation, molecular function: tRNA-2-methylthio-N(6)-dimethylallyladenosine(37) synthase activity; 4 iron, 4 sulfur cluster binding. The record is from RefSeq and is a predicted model, not a curated record.